Marmota flaviventris (yellow-bellied marmot) is the source of this 6285-nucleotide messenger RNA. RefSeq names its product DEAH-box helicase 8 (gene Dhx8). The record is from RefSeq and is a predicted model, not a curated record. Gene Ontology annotation, cellular component: catalytic step 2 spliceosome; intracellular anatomical structure. Gene Ontology annotation, biological process: mRNA splicing, via spliceosome; spliceosomal complex disassembly. Gene Ontology annotation, molecular function: RNA helicase activity; ATP binding; RNA binding. Lineage: Eukaryota; Metazoa; Chordata; Mammalia; Rodentia; Sciuridae.
GGAAGUGAAAACUGGAGCCUGACCUGAGUGGCUUCCAGCGCCGGCCGACCGGAAGAAGGCAGAAAGGAAGCUGCAGCCAUGGCUGUGGCUGUGGCCGCGGCGGGAGUUUUUACCGGCUCGGAGCCAGGCCCCGCGGAAGAACUCGCCAAACUUGAGUAUCUGUCUUUGGUGUCGAAAGUUUGCACCGAGCUGGAUAACCACUUGGGGAUCAACGACAAGGACCUAGCUGAAUUUGUGAUCAGUCUUGCUGAGAAAAAUACUACCUUUGAUACUUUUAAGACUUCGUUGGUCAAAAAUGGUGCAGAAUUCACAGAUUCUCUUAUUAGUAACCUUCUGCGUCUCAUACAAACCAUGCGACCUCCAGCAAAGCCUUCUGCUAGCAAAGAUCCAGUUGUUAAGCCAAAAACCGAAAAAGAAAAGCUGAAGGAACUUUUCCCAGUCCUUUGCCAGCCAGACAACCCUUCCGUUCGGACCAUGCUGGAUGAGGAUGACGUGAAGGUUGCUGUGGAUGUCUUAAAAGAACUGGAAGCUUUAAUGCCCAGUGCAGCAGGCCAGGAGAAGCAAAGAGAUACUGAGCACCGGGACAGGACAAAAAAGAAGAAGCGGAGUCGAAGCCGAGACCGUGACCGUGACCGUGAUCGUGACAGAGAACGAGAGAGAGAGCGAGACAGAGACCACAAGCGGAGACAUCGAUCCCGUUCUCGAUCACAUUCUAGGACCCGGGAGAGGAAUAAAGGAAAGUCUAGAUAUCGGUCCAGGAGUAGAAGUCAGAGUCCCCCCAAAGACAGGAAGGACCGUGACAAGUAUGGGGAGAGAAAUCUGGACAGAUGGCGGGAUAAACAUGUGGACCGCCCUCCCCCCGAAGAACCUGCCAUUGGGGACAUAUACAAUGGCAAAGUUACCAGCAUCAUGCAAUUUGGAUGCUUUGUGCAGCUGGAGGGACUAAGGAAGCGAUGGGAAGGCCUGGUGCACAUCUCUGAGCUCCGGCGGGAAGGCCGUGUGGCCAAUGUGGCUGAUGUGGUGAGCAAAGGCCAGAGGGUCAAGGUCAAAGUGCUGUCCUUCACAGGGACCAAGACCAGCCUGAGCAUGAAGGAUGUAGAUCAAGAGACUGGAGAAGAUCUAAACCCAAAUCGACGUCGAAAUUUGGUUGGAGAGACCAAUGAAGAGACCUCAAUGCGGAAUCCAGAUAGACCCACUCACCUUUCCCUUGUCAGUGCCCCUGAAGUAGAGGAUGACUCACUGGAGCGCAAGCGCCUCACCCGCAUCUCUGAUCCAGAGAAGUGGGAAAUCAAACAGAUGAUUGCUGCCAAUGUUCUUUCCAAAGAAGAGUUUCCAGACUUUGAUGAAGAGACUGGCAUUCUCCCUAAGGUGGAUGAUGAAGAAGAUGAGGACCUUGAGAUCGAACUGGUUGAGGAAGAGCCUCCAUUCCUGAGAGGGCACACCAAGCAAAGCAUGGAUAUGAGCCCCAUUAAAAUCGUUAAGAACCCAGAUGGCUCCCUCUCCCAAGCAGCCAUGAUGCAGAGUGCCUUGGCCAAGGAAAGGCGGGAACUCAAGCAGGCCCAGCGUGAAGCUGAGAUGGAUUCUAUUCCCAUGGGACUCAAUAAACACUGGGUUGAUCCUCUGCCUGAUGCGGAAGGCAGGCAGAUUGCUGCCAAUAUGAGGGGGAUUGGGAUGAUGCCCAAUGACAUUCCAGAGUGGAAGAAGCAUGCCUUUGGGGGCAACAAAGCUUCUUAUGGAAAAAAGACCCAGAUGUCAAUCCUUGAGCAGAGGGAGAGCCUGCCCAUCUACAAACUGAAGGAGCAACUGGUUCAGGCUGUACAUGACAACCAGAUCCUGAUUGUUAUUGGAGAGACAGGGUCUGGAAAGACAACACAGAUCACCCAGUACCUGGCAGAGGCAGGCUACACUUCCAGGGGCAAGAUUGGGUGUACCCAGCCCAGAAGAGUGGCAGCCAUGUCCGUGGCCAAAAGAGUGUCAGAGGAGUUUGGUUGUUGCUUAGGUCAAGAGGUGGGCUACACCAUUCGGUUUGAGGACUGCACCAGUCCUGAAACAGUCAUCAAAUACAUGACAGACGGUAUGUUGCUCAGAGAGUGCCUGAUCGACCCUGACCUAACUCAGUAUGCAAUCAUCAUGCUGGACGAGGCACAUGAGAGGACAAUUCACACCGAUGUGCUCUUUGGAUUGUUGAAAAAGACGGUUCAAAAACGGCAGGACAUGAAACUGAUUGUCACGUCAGCUACCUUGGAUGCAGUGAAAUUUUCUCAGUACUUCUAUGAAGCUCCUAUCUUCACCAUCCCAGGUCGAACAUACCCAGUGGAAAUAUUGUACACAAAGGAACCUGAGACAGAUUAUCUGGAUGCGAGCCUGAUUACUGUCAUGCAGAUCCACUUAACUGAGCCACCAGGUGAUAUCUUGGUUUUCUUGACUGGUCAGGAAGAGAUUGAUACUGCUUGUGAAAUCCUGUAUGAAAGAAUGAAAUCACUAGGACCUGAUGUUCCAGAAUUAAUUAUCCUCCCAGUGUACUCUGCUCUUCCCAGUGAGAUGCAGACCAGAAUCUUUGACCCAGCUCCUCCUGGCAGCAGAAAGGUCGUGAUUGCCACCAACAUUGCAGAGACAUCACUAACUAUUGAUGGCAUCUAUUAUGUUGUGGACCCUGGAUUUGUGAAACAGAAAGUUUAUAAUUCCAAGACGGGGAUUGAUCAACUUGUGGUGACACCUAUUUCUCAGGCUCAGGCAAAACAACGAGCUGGCAGAGCUGGGAGAACUGGCCCAGGGAAGUGUUAUAGGCUAUAUACGGAACGUGCCUACCGAGAUGAAAUGCUGACCACUAAUGUGCCAGAAAUCCAGAGAACCAACUUAGCAAGCACAGUACUGUCCCUCAAGGCCAUGGGCAUCAAUGACCUGCUGUCAUUUGACUUCAUGGAUGCCCCACCAAUGGAAACCUUGAUUACAGCCAUGGAACAGCUAUACACCCUGGGGGCCUUGGAUGAUGAGGGCCUGCUCACUCGCCUGGGCCGCAGGAUGGCAGAAUUCCCCUUGGAGCCAAUGCUGUGCAAAAUGCUCAUCAUGUCUGUGCAUCUGGGGUGCAGUGAGGAAAUGCUGACCAUCGUGUCCAUGCUGUCUGUGCAGAACGUCUUCUACAGGCCCAAGGAUAAGCAAGCCCUCGCAGAUCAAAAGAAAGCCAAAUUCCAUCAGACAGAAGGGGACCACCUUACCCUGUUGGCUGUGUACAACUCCUGGAAGAACAACAAAUUCUCCAACCCUUGGUGCUAUGAGAACUUUAUCCAGGCUCGUUCCCUGCGCCGGGCCCAGGACAUUCGCAAACAGAUGUUAGGCAUAAUGGAUAGACAUAAACUAGAUGUGGUCUCCUGUGGCAAAUCCACAGUUCGAGUGCAGAAGGCCAUCUGCAGUGGUUUCUUCCGUAAUGCUGCCAAAAAAGACCCACAGGAGGGUUACCGGACGCUGAUUGACCAGCAGGUGGUCUACAUCCACCCUUCCAGUGCUCUCUUCAACAGACAGCCGGAAUGGGUGGUGUACCAUGAGUUGGUGCUGACCACGAAAGAGUACAUGCGUGAGGUCACCACUAUUGAUCCCCGGUGGCUUGUGGAGUUUGCCCCAGCCUUCUUCAAGGUCUCUGACCCAACCAAACUAAGCAAGCAGAAGAAGCAGCAGCGUCUUGAACCGUUGUACAACCGUUAUGAGGAGCCCAAUGCUUGGAGAAUAUCCCGGGCCUUCCGGCGGCGCUGACAGGCAAGCUUGUCUAUUUGCCUCUUCUAUAGCAGUGGCCCAGGACUUGGACUUUCUCUUACCAAUGAAAAACUGGUCCUGAAUGUACAGCUGUCCUGUGACUGCAUUUGCUAAACUUGACUUUCAUUUCUUUCUUGGUGGUAAGAUAGAAACCAGGAUUUAAGUCUGGCGUUGGCUGGAUCCUCUAGCCCCCAUCCACUCCCAAGUCUUGGGGCCAGAGAGUCAGGGGCUUAUACCCAGCAUAGCACACAAUGCAUCAUCUUCAAGAAAGGGACAACUUGUUCAGCCUUGAAAUGGGAAAAGGGAAUGAAUGAAUGUCUGAUACAUGCCACAGCUACAGAGGACCCUAAUGCCCCAGCUGAUGCUCCCUAGAAGAGGGAGCCAUAAUGCUCAUCUACAGUGUCGACCUCACUGCCUGCCUCCUCCCCAGCUCCUGUACUCUGGCUUAACCUUCUGGAAAUAUUUAUUUUCUUAAGGAAAUAAGGUUUUCUGUGAUUGUUUCUUUUAGCUGAAAGGUUAAGAAACUGGCCUGGGUUCAGGGUGAGGGAGAUUUAGCAUCUGUGAUGUACGCGGUGGAGAAUACCCUGGAAUUAAAGCCCAGGGUCUCUUUCGAACCUAAUGCACAACCCAGACCUCCAGCCUUGUUUUUCGGAAUGGGUCCUGGCCCAGCUUUGCCAGUGGAUGGCCUGGUGAUUAACCACAUCCAUUCCACAAAGCACUUGAAUCUGGCGCCUGAGUGGUUACAGAUGCCACAUAUUGAACAUAGAAGGCUCUCCUUUCCUCCCUCCCUCCCUCCCCCCACUCCCCUGCCAUGCUCAAACAAUGCACAGUGUGUCCCAUUUCCUUUUGAAACAUGCCAAGUACUGACACAACUUGUAUUUUAUUUUGUUUUUAUUUUUUGCCCUGAGGUCCUUGAUGGUCUUUAACAAAGGGAUUUUAUGAUUAUAGCCUCUCUUCCCCCAUCCCAAGCAGAAAACAGAUACCACCUCUCUGAGCCCAGCAUCUGUGCUCAGGGCUUGUUCUUAGUGGUUUUGGGAAAUGGCCACUUCCUAGAGCCCCUCACAGCAACUCAGGAUGCUUUUUACCUGGAGGAGGAGCAGGCAGGUCCUGCUGGGGUAGGAUGUGGGGCUUGUGGAGAAGCUUGGGUACAUCCUGUAUCAUGGUAUUGCUCCCACUGUCUCUCACAGCCCCGUAUUAGUAAAUUCCCGAAAUAGGUCAAUACGAGAACUGCAGAAUUGUAUGUCAAACACUGAACGAGACUAUAUGACGUUCUGGAAUAUAAAGGAAUGUGUGUUGUCACUGGGCAGCAAAUAAACCACUCUAAAGACACAGUUCACAGAGAUUUCAAGGGAGAAGAAUAUAGGCCAGGGAGGGUGCUGACUGCAGAUCCCUGCCCCUUCAUUAAGCUGAGUGAGCACCUCCCAGUUCUGUUGGAGUGUGCUUCUUAGUGAGGCCAGGCCAGUAAUCAAGGAACAGGGCAUGAUGUGUCACCCUGUAAGGCCUUAUGGGAGAGACAGUACAGGAAACAACAGAUGUAACCUAAAGGGAAGCAGGGCCCAUUGUUAGUUCCCCAGUCUUAAUUCUAGCCUAGAUCUCCCAUUCUGGAGCAACUCCUGGGCCUGGUGGCUCUGCCCAUCCCAGGUGCCUACUGGCACUGACAUUAUUGGUGCCUAAGGAGAAGUCUGGGUUUUAAGCUGAGAUUGAAAAGGGAUGGUUAACAGGCCAAGGGUAAGUGAUGGCAGGGCUGGUCAUCCUACCUUCUGCAAGAAGGAGCCCAACUGUGUGGGUAUACUUUGAUCAAUUCUAAACUAGAAUUCUCUCCUUUGACAGUAAGGCAGGGGUCUAACCUUUUGACUGCCCAUCAGAAUAACCAUGUUGACAGCAGAGCUGAGGCUGCUCAAAGGGUGAAGGGGACUCCUGUCUAGAUUCAGAAGUAGAGCUGGCCUACUGCUCUCACAAUGGGAUCCUUGUUUCUCUUUCUUGAACCAGUAUUUCCCAAGAUUGAGUGACAGCCCAGGAGAGGAUGUGGGUCUCAGGCAGAGAGUUGGAUUCUUCUUGGCCAUUAAAGUAUACAGUUCACCCCAACUCACCAGGAGCCUAGCUCAGAGUUUCCUGGCCCUGCACAUGUGCUAAGUCUCAGCUUGUGUUUGUGUAUGUGGGGCUGACCUGAUGGGGUGCAGGUAAGCUCUGCUGCUGGUCUGGGUUUGCUUCAUCCAGUCUGGAGCACAUUUUGGCUGUCCCUCCUGCAACCCAAAGAAUUUCCUCCCAGUGGAUGCUGUCACUAUCUCAUUGGAGCAGUUCUCCUCCACAUUUAAGAAUUUAAACAAAGCUCUGAAGCACAGCCUGUUAAUGAACAGUCCAGAAGACAAAAUGUCUCAGCCAGUGGAGACCUAUCUCUAAAAACUGCUUCUCAUCUAAAUCCUCUGAAGUGCACCAGCCCUCCGGGUUUCUACCUGAUUUUUAAUACCUUCUUUCCACCAUGAUAGCCUGGCUUUAAUGUGGAAUUAAAUGUAUAUUUUUAAACUGGUUUAAAAAUAA